Molecule: messenger RNA, 3036 nt
Organism: Cooperia oncophora
Lineage: Eukaryota; Metazoa; Nematoda; Chromadorea; Rhabditida; Trichostrongylidae
Source: the annotation of a GenBank genome assembly
AUGACCUUCCCGUCCUUCCGCCAAUGUUGUCCAUUGCGUCAACAAUGCGCUCCAGCAGCAACAGAGAAGUUAUCCUGUUCAGUAACAUAUCUUCAGGCAUCCAGGGACGCAUGCUCCCAGUACUUGUACAAUGCUAGAACUAUCGUAUUUCUAAUGAAACAACUAGUGGUUUCGAGUCAUCGGGAGGGGAGGGAGAUGUUUUCGUCACUUUCGCAAAACAUUCCUUCGAAUAUCCCAAUAAUAUCCUUUCAACAGUAUGUGGAAUCAUGGUCUGGAAAGCAAAUAGCUCGUUGGAUUGAAGGCCUGGGUGAUGCAAUGAAUCCAUAUCUUGGAACGAUACGUGAUAAUAUCAGAAGUGGAAAGUAUCUUCAUCUUAUUGAUGACGAAAUGUUGGCUAAUAUUGGAAUCACAGCCCUUGGCCCACGAAAAACUGUUCUUCAAGCUAUACAACUGCUGCUUUAUUUCUGCACUGAGGCUCCCUCCGAGAAUCUGCAGAGUCAUUCAAUGAAGGUUGUUGUGGCUUGCAAAUCCGUUAUCCAUGAGUUGGAAAAAGCAGUGCAUUGCCGCCAUGAAAAGCCGUUAACGAGAGAUCACGUUGUUUCCAUUUUGAACAGUAUUUCUCUCAUGACGUCUGUGCUGGUAGAAAACGUGAAGAAGCUGGUAUUUUGGUUGGACAGAAGCCCAUUCGACGAUAUCAAGCAUUACAUUGAAAUUAGAAAUCGUAUAGCUGUGACUAUCUGGGAUUUAGUACGUAGUGUGAACGUUCAACCAAAGUCCUUGUUUGGAGUUGCACCAGAAAUAAUUCAGAAAAUUAACAACCUCAAGGAACAAUGUGAAAGCAUUGUACGAGACAAUGAUGAUCCUCUAGUGUUAUAUACUGCCUAUACUGAACGAGCUCUACUUCGUAGACAUGAUGUCAGUACAAAUUGGGGAAUCAAUCUGCAAUCGUCCUAUCGUGGAGUACACGUGAUCAGUGAGGUAAAAGUAGGAUCUCCUGCGGACCUGUGCGGUAGAAUCGAUGCUGGGGAUGAAAUUAUGCUCAUCAAUGGCAAAACAGUUAUUGGAUGGGACCUGACUCGCGUUGCUCAACGUCUUGGUUCCUCCACGGAUACCGAGUUGCACCUAGUUGUCAAUAAAAGACCUCGCCACUCAGUUCCACUUCCACUGAAGAAAGCAGUGAAACCCAAUCGUCCACUGGCCAAGAUGAUCCCUGGAAGUCAAGCUUCUGACACUGCUGAGAAGGGAAAACAUCUAUUCAAGGUUAGGGGCUUUUCUGUUAUACUUAUAAAUUAUGUUCUUGUAAAAAGCAGUCCCUUUGCUUUUUCUCCGUGGUUGACGUCUUGUGUUAAGGAAAUCGCAUAUCCUCUCAAUCGUCGUCGAUCGUCGACAUUUCUUGGCGAUUUGGUGAAUUUGAUGGAGAUGAGGGGGAAGAGACUCCGCGCCACCAGGCGUUCAUCUUUCUGUGCCGGGAGUCCGCGUAGAGAGUUUUUCUUCGAGGAGGAUGAACGUGAUUAUGUGAGCUGGGACAUCCUAGACUUGAUUGGUCAUCCUUCACCUGACAACCAUGAAGGACCAAUUGCCAUUCCUCGAAUAGUCCGUCGUGCUCGUACUAUGAGACAUCAACCAGAUGGUUAUGUGCGGUCCUUCAUAGAUAACAAACUUGUGCAAGAAGUGGAUGACGACAUUAUUGCCGAACAAUUGCCCUUCAAUGUAGGAUGUCCUGCGGAGUUUGCCGAAGUCUCUGUUGUUGAACCUCCGGAAUUGAGCCAACUCAACAUAGUGGAACCCAGUUGCUCUGAUCCUGACUGGAGUGCACCAUUUGCUUCUAUAUCUGGUAGUGAUGAUCCAUGGAUCUUGCCGAGCCCAGCGUCACUUUCUUCUAUACCUUCCAUGUCAAGCCCUACACCAUUUCGUCUCACACCUACGCGCGAGUGGAAUGCUGAGGACACUCCUCCAACACCAAGCACUCCCGAUAUGAAAACAGCUGAAAAGACAUUUGAAGGUUGGAUAAGAAGAAGGAAAACCGCCAAAGAAUUAUAUGCUAGGGAAGUAACCAACAAGUGGCCAAAAUGUUGGAUGUGCUUGCGUGGACCUUUCCUUUGCAUUUAUCCAACGCAAUUUACUCGUCACGCCGAUAUGAUCAUUAACAUUGCCAAGUGCACCGUUUCUGACGAGACCGAUCUAAAAACAUCGAAGAAAUUUGUUUUUCGCCUAUCAAGACCACCGAUUGAGCAUCAUUUCUCAUGUUAUAACCAGAACGAUAUGCGAAUGUGGAUCCAUAAAAUAAAGGUUGCCAGUGAAAUGUAUGGAGCCAGUAAUCGCGUGAUGUCGAAAUCUGUUUCGUAUCUUGAGGUGGAGCAUGGUGAGGCCCCGUUUGAGCACUAUAAUACGCUAACAGGGUUGCCAUCACUGAUGACUCAAAGCCAGCGUGAAGAGCCGCGCAGUGCUUCUCCUGGAAGUAAUACUCUCCCACGAUCAACCACAGGGUCAAUUUCGAAACAUCUGAGACCGUCUGCACCAAAGAGUACUGUGUCCGUGGUGAACAGCGAUAAGUAUUCGCUGGCUCGUGAUAAACGAUAUUUGAUAUAUGAUGUGAAUCAUGGUGAAGGUUUUAAUCUCAGAAGAGAUGUGUAUAUGAGAAUCGCUAAUGCUGUGAGAUUACUCAGAGAAGCUGAUUUUGCAGAGAAUGGACAGAUCAUAGAUCAAGUUGUCUAUCUGCAACCGUACAAAGAGGGUUGGGGAGACGAGUACAAGAUAAAGUACGAUCACAGAGAAUGCAUUGAUGGCUCUCGUUUUUAUCAACAGAUAAGCGACGAUUCAUGGGCCAAACAGCUGUCAUCAGACGACAAGCGUGAUCGAACUGAAUUGGCAAGUUCGUUCCGAGCAGAAAGCAGACAGCGACAAGCCGUAGGAGGCGACUACGUCUGUGCUCACUGGAGACGCCGUGACUUCGUUCGAGCUCAUGGAAAGGAACUACCAAGCAUCGAAGGCACUGCAAAGCAGGUGAAUAAUCAAUCAAUAAACUCUGAAUCUACA